AUGUUUCCAAAAAAUCGAUAUAAGAAAAAUUAUAAAGCAGUUUUAGUUUUUUGGUCGUGGAUGUUGUCUAAUGCUGCUGCUGCAGAUGAUGUUGAUGAUGAUGACGACGAUGACGGUGACGACUACGACAAUAAGAAAGUGAUGGAUAUAGAACCUGAAAAAGAAGUACAACUGAUGGCAUCAACUGAGCAGCAGGCAAUUUAUUCGUUAUUUGUUACGUUGUUCCAUUAUGAAUUGUAA
Messenger RNA from Enterobius vermicularis (human pinworm), 240 nucleotides. The record is from the annotation of a GenBank genome assembly. Lineage: Eukaryota; Metazoa; Nematoda; Chromadorea; Rhabditida; Oxyuridae.